Messenger RNA from Sorghum bicolor (sorghum), 1433 nucleotides. RefSeq lists its product as uncharacterized. The record is from RefSeq and is a predicted model, not a curated record. Bases 1 to 1212 code for a protein of 403 amino acids. The transcript has 3 exons. NCBI's taxonomy places the organism in Eukaryota, Viridiplantae, Streptophyta, Magnoliopsida, Poales, Poaceae.
AUGGCGGAUGAUAGCGUAUCCAUGCCUUGCGGGCGCCGCGAUUUCACCCCGCGGCCCGUCGUCCUGCGUGCCUCCGUGGGAUCGGAUUCUGACAGACUCUCCUCCGUGGUGAAGGAUUGUGGUAAGAAGCUCUCAGGCCUGGAACCUUUCGUCGACGCCGACGAGGCAAAGCGGUUGGCUAAGGAGGCGGAACGGAUGCAGUUUCUGCGGCAGAUGGCACGGAAGAAGAAACAAAACGAUCAGCAGCGGAUGCUGCAAGAUACCGUCCUCGACUUCGACCCCAAGCAAGGUGGCGAGUACUACACCAGAUUUAUCUUCGCCGACCUCACAAAAUUCGAUCUCGAUGAGGAGUCGCCCCUUGGUCCGAUGAGAUUUACUGAUGCUGUCUACAAAAAUAAGGACGACUAUGAGCUGUGUGAGGGACUAAACUUCUUCUCUGUCAGAAUAACCACCUCGGAUGUUGGCUUCCCUAUCAAUGUGUAUGGCACUGUCAUUGCCAAAGACAGUCUGGACAAGAGGUGUGUUUAUCUCUUCUGCCGUGAGAGAGAUCAAUGCCAACUCAUCAACUCUGAGGAUGAAUCUUUGAUCUUGACAGGUCCAAAACGAGGACUCGCAUUGAUAGGUCCAAACUAUGUUGAGAUUGAUUUGAAGAUUAAGGAUCAUCAAGGGCAGGACAAAGAACUCAGUAAAGGAAUGUUAUCUAUUAAUGGCAUAGAACGUCGACGAUUGAAGCAAUGUGUGCUUGAAAGUGACAAUCUUGCUACCAGGCUUAGUACUGUGGAUGUGUUGUACGGAGUUGUUAAAGAUGCAGUGGAGGGUACUAUUACAAUUGAAGUUCUACAAGGAGACUUUAAUGGAAAGAUCACUGCCCACACCACCGGUAUCCUGAACACCAUUGUGCUUUACGAUAGUAAAGUGGCUGGUGGCAUGACUGGUGAUGGUACUGGAGCUAUCAAGCUUUUGCGAUCCAUCGUAUCUGUGUAUGUGAAGGAUAAGCUGAUAAUUGUUGCUGAAACCAGUGACGAUGGUAAGUUUAAACAAACCAUUGAUUUUACUCCCAAGAUCAACGGUAGAGAAGAAGAAGUCAUAACUAUUGGUGUCACUAAGAUUGAUUUUACUCCCAAGACCAAGAUCAACGGUAGAGAAGAAGUCAUAACUAUUGGUGUCACUAAGAUACGGGUGAAGGUUGCUUGGUCGAUAAUGGACUUUUAAGUGAGCUAUUUGCACCUUAAAGGUUUGAUGAUGAGGAUCUGUAUGACUCAGAGUAGCAAUGUUAGGAUCAGUAUAUAUGUAUUGGACCCCUAAAUAAGUAGUGCCUAACGUGUUUAGCCUGUUAUGUUGAAUGAACUAUUGUGUAACUGCCUGCUGUGUUGAACUAUUGUCUAACGUGUUCGGCCUGCUGUGUUGAACUAUUGGCUAACAUGUUGUACAUU